CUCUAAACCUCACCUAAAAAUGCUCGAGUUGCAUGAGUAACUUCCAAAAUCAUAGAAAGGGAACCAGAGAGCUCAGAGGGGAAAGGAAAGACAAGAGUCCCCGAAAGCUCCUCCCCUAGUUGCUUUUCGAGUUCAAGGCCUUUGAACCCCUGUCUCUGUAUUCAUUUUUCAUGGCGUUGUAUCUUCUCUACGAAUCGGCAUCUGGUUAUGCUCUUUUUCUAGGUCAUGGCAUCGAUGAAAUUGGGCAGAACACUGAAGCUGUUCGGAGCUCUGUUCUUGAUCUUAAUCGCUUCGGGAAAGUUGUGAAGCUCUUAGCUUUUAAUCCGUUUGACUCUGCCCUCGAUGCUCUCAACCAGGUUAAUGCUGUUUCUGAAGGGCUUAUGACUGAGGAGCUGAGGAACUUUUUGGCGCUGAAUCUCCCAAAAAUCAAGGAAAGUAAAAAGCCUAAAUUCAGUGUCGGAGUUUCGGAGCCAAAGAUUGGGUCACAUAUUUUUGAAGAGACUAAAAUUCCUUGCCAAAGCAACGAGUUUGUUCUUGAACUUCUUCGUGGUGUGCGGUUACACUUUGAUAGGUUUAUCAAGGACCUCAAGCCUGGUGAUUUGGAAAAAGCUCAGCUUGGUUUGGGACACAGUUACAGCCGAGCUAAGGUCAAAUUCAAUGUCAACAGAGUUGAUAAUAUGGUUAUUCAGGCCAUCUUCCUGCUUGAUACUCUUGAUAAAGAUAUUAACUCCUUCUCCAUGAGAGUCAGGGAAUGGUAUUCCUGGCAUUUCCCUGAGCUUGUUAAGAUUGUCAAUGACAACUACCUCUAUGCAAAGGUUUCAAAAUUUGUCGAGGAUAAAUCACAAUUAUCCGAGGACAAAAUCCCUGCCUUAGCCGACAUAGUAGGAGAUGAAGAUAAAGCUAAGGAGAUUGUUGAAGCUUCCAAAUCAUCUAUGGGACAGGAUUUAUCUCCAAUUGACUUGAUUAAUGUCCAGCAAUUCGCCCAGAGGGUAAUGGAUCUCUCUGAGUACAGGAAGAAGCUUUAUGACUAUCUGGUUACAAAAAUGAAUGACAUUGCACCAAAUUUGGCUGCGCUGAUUGGUGAAGUUGUUGGUGCCCGUUUGAUUUCUCAUGCUGGUAGUCUCACAAACUUGGCCAAGUGCCCUUCUUCUACCCUUCAGAUCCUUGGUGCAGAGAAGGCACUAUUCAGGGCAUUAAAAACCCGGGGAAAUACACCAAAGUAUGGCCUAAUUUUCCAUUCAUCUUUCAUUGGGCGAGCAUCUGCAAAGAACAAGGGCCGAAUGGCGCGUUAUCUUGCAAACAAGUGUUCCAUUGCAUCUCGUAUUGACUGUUUCUCAGAAACAAGCACCACUGUAUUUGGAGAGAAGUUGCGUGGGCAAGUUGAAGAAAGACUGGACUUCUAUGACAAAGGAGUCGCACCUUGCAAAAAUAUUGAUGUCAUGAAAGCAGCUAUUGAGAGUAUCCAAAACAAAGGUGGGGCGGUCACCGAAGAUGAUGGAGAGAAGAAUGAGAAUACAGAAGUUUCUGCAAAGAAAAGCAAGAAGAGGAAAUCCAAAGGUGAGAAUGGUGUGAAUGGUGAGCCGAUGGAUGUUGAGGAACCUCAAGCUGUUACAAAUGGACUGACUUCCAAGGAGCAAGAGAUGGAAAAGAAGAAGAAGGAGGAGAAACGUAAGCUAGCACAGGAGCUGGGGCAGACUGAGGCUCCUGAUAAUUUGGAUGGCGUGAAUGGGUUUGUUCAAGAACAGGAUGGGACAACGAAGAAGAAGAAGAAAAACAAGGAUGUAGAUGGAGAGGACUUACAGACAGCUAGUGAAGUUAAGAAGAAAAAGAAGAAAUCAAAAGGAGAAGAUGAUUGAUCAAUAAACUUGUUUAUUGUCACAAGUUUGAGUAUAAAACUUUGUAUUGGUUACUGCACUCAGGUUCUAAAUUAGAAUUUUGGAUUAAAUAGUUUGUUUUUU
Molecule: messenger RNA, 1958 nt
Organism: Telopea speciosissima
Lineage: Eukaryota; Viridiplantae; Streptophyta; Magnoliopsida; Proteales; Proteaceae
Product: nucleolar protein 56-like
Exons: 8
Coding region: 171-1856 (561 amino acids)
Cellular component (GO): box C/D methylation guide snoRNP complex; small-subunit processome
Molecular function (GO): snoRNA binding
Source: RefSeq, a predicted model, not a curated record